Messenger RNA from Thunnus maccoyii (southern bluefin tuna), 2662 nucleotides. RefSeq names its product protein tyrosine phosphatase 4A1 (gene ptp4a1). The coding region runs from base 932 to 1453 and encodes 173 amino acids. Gene Ontology annotation, cellular component: nucleus. Gene Ontology annotation, molecular function: protein tyrosine phosphatase activity. The record is from RefSeq and is a predicted model, not a curated record. Lineage: Eukaryota; Metazoa; Chordata; Actinopteri; Scombriformes; Scombridae. The transcript is spliced from 8 exons. Gene Ontology annotation, biological process: protein dephosphorylation.
GAGAAGGAGCAGCAGUCACCACCUGACCUGUGCAGCAGCAGCAGCGGCAUGGAGGCAGAGAGAUGUCUGGACAGAACACCUCACAUUUUCAGGGAAAUUCACGUGUAACCUCAAGAACAGGUUGGAGAGACUCGAGUGUGUGCGGUUAAAGUUCUAACAGGAUGUGGCGGCUCUUCGUCCUGUCACUUCGGGAGAUUUCGGCUCCGCUCGGAGAAACAGCACCGGACUGUAUGGUGGAGAACCGUUUCAUAUCUUUACCUUUUUCUGGGGACCGGCUGUAUGAUUAAGCUACAAUCUUCAAUGAGUAAGCAUAUCCCACAGUUCUGUGGUGUUCUGGGUCACACAUUUAUGGAGUUUCUGAAGGGCAGUGGGGACUACUGCCAGGCUCAGCACGCCGCCUAUGCAGACGAGUGAACAGCCAAACUCACCAUCGAUCCGACGCACUUGAGCCACAGGAGGGACCCCUGAAAAGUUGGCAGGACCGGGACGCCUCCCAGAACCAGCGACAACUCGGCCUGGAUGGGGUAACUCCACCCGCUGCACACUGCCCUCGUCGGCUUCCGCCUGGCCAGAAUCAAGGUGGAACCAGCCUUGUUUUUUUUUUUCUUCCUUUUCUUUUGUUUUAUUCUAAAGGAGAGGGUUCUGAGUUUUGUUUUUUGUUUUUUUUCUGAUUGUCCGCCCCUUUUUCGGCCGCCAACUCCCCCCACAUUUCCCCCAUCGCCUGUCGCAGCCUUCAUAUUUUUUUUUAUUUUUUAUUUACGCCAACCUCGGAAGAAGAACGAAGGAUUUCUGUUUCUGGGUGUCUGGAAGCUCAUUGGACCUUUUUUUUUGUUUGACAUUCCCUCCGGGUUUAACUAAGUGUUUACAUUAGUGUUUUUACUCUGUGGAAGACAUUCUGGUUUUGUUAAGUUUUAUUUUUUACGUUGUCACAAUGGCUCGUAUGAAUAGACCGGCCCCUGUGGAGAUCACCUACAAAAACAUGAGGUUCCUCAUUACCCACAAUCCCACCAACGCCACCCUGAACAAGUUCAUCGAGGAGCUGAAGAAAUAUGGAGUCACCACCGUCGUGAGAGUUUGUGAGGCCACCUAUGACGCCACCCUGGUGGUGAAAGAGGGAAUCCAGGUUCUGGAUUGGCCGUUCGACGACGGCGCUCCUCCCUCCAACCAGAUCGUUGACGAUUGGCUGAACCUGCUGAAGCUGAAGUUCAGGGAGGAGCCCGGCUGCUGCAUCGCUGUCCACUGUGUGGCGGGGCUGGGGAGAGCUCCUGUUCUGGUCGCGCUCGCCUUGAUUGAAUGUGGGAUGAAAUAUGAAGAUGCUGUCCAGUUCAUUCGACAGAAGCGUCGAGGAGCGUUCAACAGUAAGCAGCUGUUCUACCUGGAGAAAUAUCGUCCAAAGAUGCGUCUGCGCUUCAAAGAUUCCAACGGCCAUCGCAAUAACUGCUGCAUCCAGUAGAGCCAAACCCUGAGCCACGCCAACCCCCCCAACCACCCCAACCCACCCCCCAACACACACACACACACACACACACACACACACACACACACACACACACAAACAACUGACGAGUUCAAUUUAACCUCGCUAGCUUAUUACCUGGCAGGCUUGUUUUUCUUAGUCAUUGUGUUGAAGUAUUUUUCUUUGGAAAACCAUGCUUGGUAACUCUACUGUCCCCUUCCCUCUCCAGGUUCAAAAUGAAGUGUCAAAAAAUAAAACAAAAAAAGGAAAAACAAGAGUUGUGUGAACCGGAAUCACCGUGUUUUCUCUUCAUGUGCCCGUUUAAAAAAAACAAAAAACAAAAAACAAAAAAAAGAAAUUGGGAAGGGCAGCGCUGAGUCGUGUAUCAUUGUAAGCGUCAAGAUGUCGGAGUAAUUGUUUUUCUUCAAAACGCAUCCCAAAGAUUUGAUUGGCCAGUGCGUUUACAUUGCCUGAGAAUGUGCUAAAAAAAAAACAAACAAACAAAAAAAAUUUUGAUUUCAUGUGAGCAAUUAUGUACCCCGUUCAAUUUUAGGGUUCCGUUUCAAGACUGACUAGAAAGAGGUAUGCCUUCCUUCAAAUCAGAUGGUUCAUCCAUAAAUGCCUUACAAUCGAAGUGGAAACAAAGGCAAUCGAGGCGGGAGUCGACUCCCGCUGGCAUUUGGAAAAGGUGUUUCAUUUUUCUACUCGGAACAAAAAAAAAAAAAAAACAACAACAAUCGUUGCCUUUGUCUUGUGCAGGAAGUCUUACACACUUAUCUCCUUUCAGUAACUAUUUUUUAAUAUAAAAAUGCUUAAUUGUUGCAAUAUUUGUCAAUUGAAAGUCUAGGAACUCGUACUUUUUCUGUUCUCUAUCAAACCUUCUGUUUACUAAUUAACUGCCAUGUCCAAAAUGUGAUUUUUUUUUUUUUUUUUUUUUUUUUUUCAGUUUGUUUUUUUUUUUUUCUUUUUUUUUUUUGCUUCAAACUGGACUUCCAACGUCUGCGAUAUUUUGUAUGCCUUUUUAUUUGAUGUCUGUAACUUAAGACUUGGAUACUUGAUGAUUUUAUGUAUUUGAAAAUGUGUACUAUUAUUAUUAGGUUGGCUAUUUAUACUAUCAAUGGAUGUGUGAUUUAGUACCGUGAGCGACAAAGUUGUACCUGUUCACCAACUUGUGAGAGUACAUUAAAAUGAUACACUGAAAAACUA